This is a messenger RNA of Pseudomyrmex gracilis, 1328 nucleotides long. Its product is annotated as sodium-coupled monocarboxylate transporter 1-like. The transcript is spliced from 5 exons. Gene Ontology annotation, molecular function: symporter activity. Bases 107 to 1012 code for a protein of 301 amino acids. NCBI's taxonomy places the organism in Eukaryota, Metazoa, Arthropoda, Insecta, Hymenoptera, Formicidae. The record is from RefSeq and is a predicted model, not a curated record. Gene Ontology annotation, biological process: transmembrane transport; sodium ion transport. Gene Ontology annotation, cellular component: membrane.
GCAAAGAAAGUUUCGCGCUGUGCGCAGUGCCUAAAUUUCAUUCUCAGUUUAGUGCUUUUAGAAUCAGGAUCGACUCUUGAUCCGUUCUACGAAUCGAGAAAAAACAAUGAAGAAUUUCCUCACUACUACUAUUCCAUUUAAUCAAACGCUGAAUUUUGAUCGUUUCGUGUUCGGAUGGCUCGAUUAUGUGCUUUUCAGUUCGUUGUUGCUUGUCAGCGUUCUCAUCGGCGUGUACUUCGGAUUCUUUAGCAAACAAAAUAGUACAAAAGAAUAUUUUCUAGGUGGUAAACGAAUGGGAUGCUUUCCCAUUGCAAUAAGCAUUAUUGCUAGCCACAUUUCGGGGAUUACAUUACUAGGCAUACCCGCGGAGGUUUUUCAUCAUGGUUCUCAGUAUGCUGCGUGCGUUAUUACGUCGAUUCUUACUGCUGUGAUCACUUCUUAUGUUUUUCUACCUGUAUUCUACAAACUGCAGCUUACCAGUACUUUUGAGUAUCUCGAAAUCAGAUUUUCUAAAUCAAUCAGAAUCCUCUCUUCGGUAUUGUUCACUAUUUCGCUCUUUGCGUACGUGCCUAUUGUCAUCUACGUACCUGCUAUUGCCUUUGCGCAAGUUACUAAAAUAAGUGUUCACACAAUAACGCCAGUGCUCUGCAUCGUGUGUAUCAUUUAUACUAGCAUUGGUGGCUUGAAAGCAGUGGUAUGGACGGACACUAUACAGUUUUCUGUAACCUUUGGAGGACUUAUUACAAUUCUUGUACUGGGAAUACUGUCUGUCGGCAGCGUCGAGGAAGUGUGGAAAAUAUCAGCUCAAGGAGGCCGUCUCAUUUUUUUCGAUAUGAACCCAAGUCUGUUUGUGAGGAAUACUUUUUGGAGUAUGAGUAUAGGUAUGACAGUAAUAUGGCUCGGACAUCUCGGUAUUCAUCCAGGUACAGUGCAGCGAUUUUUAGCAGUGCCUAGAGAAGUUGAUGCAAAACAACUCUGUAGGCGUACGGUUAUCAGCUGUGAAGAAAGAUGACUCCUUCAUGCAACGUCCUAGCAACGCAGCGCGGAAUAAACAAGCAAGCGUGGCGUGAUUUAGCUUCUAGCAAGCAGCCGAUAUUCGGCAAUAUGCAAGCAGGAAGCGGAGGGAUAAGAAGACUGCUUUCCGCGAUGAGCUGAUUCUCACGGCGAUAUACGCGGCGCUCGCAGCGAACGGCGUGUGAUAUAAGAAAAAUAUUAAAAAGAAAGUAAAAAACCACAGAGCCUAUGGUUCAGAUAGGAGGUGGACAUUCAGAUUGACGUCAAAAAACGUAGUGUAUUCAGGACGUUUCGAUCAUUUAUUGUUGAUCAUC